GUAAAGCAACAAAACCAAACAAAAACCCCAAAAUCCAAAAUCAUCUGUUUUCUCUCCUCUAAAAUCACCAAUAAUGAGUAGUAGUAAAGAACAGAGCCCUUCUUCAGAAACAGAGUCUUCUUCUUCUUCUUCUUCAGAUUCAAACAAAAAACCCAAGCGAAUCAAUUCCAAUUCCAAUUCCAAUUCCAAUUCCAAACUCGCAGUUUACAGAGGAGUUCGAAUGAGAAAUUGGGGGAAAUGGGUAUCGGAAAUUCGAGAACCAAGAAAGAAAUCCCGCAUUUGGUUAGGUACUUUCCCCAGUCCUGAAAUGGCUGCUCGAGCUCAUGAUGUUGCUGCUCUAAGCAUCAAAGGAAAUUCCGCCAUUCUUAAUUUCCCUGAUCUUGUUCAUCUUCUUCCUCGUCCUGUUUCUCUUGCGCCUCGUGAUGUUCAAGCUGCUGCUGCUAAAGCUGCCCACAUGCAUAAUCUUUCAUCUAAUGCUAAUACUAACAACCACAAUACUAAUUCUAAUUCCUCCUCUGCCUUUUCCGAUGAACUUAGUGAGAUUGUUGAGUUGCCGGCUCUGGGAACGAGUUACGACGAGGGUGUUGGUGUUGGUGGGGAGUUUGUGUUUGUUGAGUCGGAAUUGGAAUCGGCGGCUUGGCUUUACCCGCCGCCGUGGGUGCAGAGCUUAGAGGAGGAUUAUGAUGAUGGAGAUGGAGAUGGAGAUUGUGGUAAGUUGGGAAUGGGAUUUGUUUCCAAUGGAUUUAAAGGGUUUUUGUUUGAUUAUUGAAAGAAAAAUAUUUUGUAUUUGCUUUUCCUCCUGUUCUGUUCUGUUCAUCAACUUCUUCUUCUUCUUCUUCUCCUUCAGCUGUUAAGGAUUAGGUUAAUUUUUCUCAAAAUGUUGUUUUUUUUUUUUGUUUUUGCUUUUGAGUCCUUUUGGUUUUUUCUUUUAAAGGGCUUGAAAAACUCUGUUUUUCUCUUUUUGGCCUUAUUUUUCUCUCUUCAAUGCAUACAACUGUACAGUGUUACUGUUGAAAUGAAAUUAAAUCAUUUUCUCUUUUUUUUUU
Molecule: messenger RNA, 1046 nt
Organism: Cucumis sativus (cucumber)
Lineage: Eukaryota; Viridiplantae; Streptophyta; Magnoliopsida; Cucurbitales; Cucurbitaceae
Product: ethylene-responsive transcription factor TINY
Exons: 1
Coding region: 74-769 (231 amino acids)
Biological process (GO): regulation of DNA-templated transcription
Molecular function (GO): DNA-binding transcription factor activity; DNA binding
Source: RefSeq, a predicted model, not a curated record